AUGACCUCAGACGGUCGACCCAACUCCCCUGCUGUAAGGCAGGCCAAUCCUCGGCUCCACUCCCCCACUUUGCACCGAGAUCGGCACCGUGACAGGCGGAUGGCAUCCGGGUCAUGGGCACCCUCGGCUGCCCCCCUGGCUGCUGCGCUCCCUGGGGUGCCCCGGUCACCCCCGGCUGCCCCCCUGCCUGCUGCUCUCCCUGGGGUGCUCUGGGCACCCUCGGCUGCCCUCCUGCCUGCUGCACUCCCUGGGGUUCCCCAGGCACCAUCGGCUGCCCUCCUGCCAGCUGCACUCCCUGGGGUGCUCCGGUCACCCCCGGCUGCUCCCCUGCCUGCUGCUCGCCCUGGGGUGCUCGGGUCACCCCCGGCUGCCCCCCUAGCUGCUGCUCCCCCUGGGGUGCUCCGGUCACCCCCGGCUGCCCCCCAGCCUGCUGCUCUCCCUGGGGUGCUCCAGGCAUCCUCGGUUGCCCUCCUACCUGCUGCACUCCCUGGGGUGCCCCGGGCACCCUCAGCUGCCCUCCUGCCUGCUGCACUCCCUGGGGUGCCCCGGGCACCCUCGGCUGCCCUCCUGCCUGCUGCACUCCCUGGGAUGCCCCGGGCACCCCCGGCUGCCCUCCUGCCUGCUGCACUCCCUGGGGUGCUCCGGGCACCCCUGGCUCCCCACCUGCCCGCUGCACUCCCUGGGGUGCCCCGGGCACCCUCGGCUGCCCUCCUGCCUACUGCACUCCCUGGGGUGCUCCGGGCACCCCCGGCUGCCCCCCUGCCUGCUGCACCCCCUGGGGUGCCCCGGGCACCCCCGGUUGCCCCCCUGCCUGCUGCACUCCCUGGGGUGCCCCGGGCACCCCCGGCUGCCCUCCUGCCUGCUGCACUCCCUGGGGUGCCCCGGGCACCCUCGGCUGCCCUCCUGCCUGCUGCACUCCCUGGGGUGCCCCAGGCACCCUCGGCUGCCCUCCUGCCUGCUGCACUCCCUGGGGUGCCCCAGGCACCCCCGGCUGCCCCCCUGCCUGCUGCACUCCCUGGGGUGCCCCGGGCACCCCCGGCUGCCCCCCUGCCUGCUGCACUCCCUGGGGUGCCCCGGGCACCCCCGGCUGCCCUCCUGCCUGCUGCGCUCCCUGGGGUGCCCCGGGCACCCUCGGCUGCCCUCCUGCCUGCUGCACUCCCUGGGGUGCCCCGGGCACCCCCAGCUGCCCCCCUGCCUGCUGCACUCCCUGGGGUGCCCCGGGCACCCUCGGCUGCCCUCCUGCCUGCUGCACUCCCUGGGGUGCUCCGGGUACCCUCGGCUGCCCUCCUGCCUGCUGCACUCCCUGGGGUGCCCCAGGCACCCCCUGCUGCCCUCCUGCCUGCUGCACUCCCUGGGGUGCCCCGGGCACCCUCGGCUGCCCUCCUGCCUGCUGUACUCCCUGGGGUGCCCCGGGCACCCUCGGCUGCCCUCCUGCCUGCUGCGCUCCCUGGGGUGCCCCGGGCACCCUCAGCUGCCCUCCUGCCUGCUGCACUCUCUGGGGAGCCCCGGGCACCCCCGGCUGCCCCCCUGCCUGCUGCACUCCCUGGGGUGCCCCGGGCACCCUCGGCUGCCCCCCUGCCUGCUGCCCUCCCUGGGGUGCUCCGGGUACCCUCGGCUGCCCUCCUGCCUGCUGCACUCCCUGGGGUGCCCCAGGCACCCCCUGCUACCCUCCUGCCUGCUGCGCUCCCUGGGGUGCCCCAGGCACCCUCGGCUGCCCUCCUGCCUGCUGCACUCCCUGGGGUGCCCCGGGCACCCUCGGCUGCCCUCCUGCCUGCUGCGCUCCCUGGGGUGCCCCGGGCACCCUCAGCUGCCCUCCUGCCUGCUGCACUCCCUGGGGAGCCCCGGGCACCCCCGGCUGCCCCCCUGCCUGCUGCACUCCCUGGGGUGCCCCGGGCACCCCUGGCUGCCCCCCUGCCUGCUGCACUCCCUGGGGUGCUCCGGGCACCCUCGGCUGCCCCCCUGCCUGCAGCACUCCCUGGGGUGCCCCGGGCCCCCCCGGCUGCCCCCCUGCCUGCUGCACUCCCUGGGGUGCCCCGGGCACCCCCGGCUGCCCCCCUGGCUGCUGCUCUCCUUGGGGCGCCCCGGGCACCCAGGGCUGCCCCCCCACCCGCAGAGCUCCCGGGGGUGUCUCGGUCGCCCCCGGCUGCCCCUCCGCCUGCUGGGCGGCAGCUCAGCUUCCAGUUCGGCCUUGCGUCUUACGGGCGUGUCCGACCUCCAGCUGCCCCCGCGCCGGCAGCUCCCGCCGCUCCCCCUCCGACAGCUCCUGCUGCCCUCCCCCCGACAGCCCCAGCUGCCCUCCUGUUGGCAGCUCCUGCCGCUCCUCCCCCGGCAGCUCCUGCUGCCCUCCUGCCUGCAGCCGGACCUGGUUCCCUGAUUGGUCCUGCUGCACCUCUGGCAGUAGCUCGGCCAUCUCCACAUCCACCGCUUGCUGCUCCCUUGCCGGCAGCUGCCCCACCCCCGGCGGCUUCUGCUGCUCUUCCCUUGGCAGCUCAAGCUGCUCUCCCCCGGGCGGCCCCUGCUGCCCUCCUGCCUGUGGCCAGGCCUGGUUUCCUGAUUGGUCCUGCUGUGACUCUGGCUGUAGCUCGGCCAUCUCCACUUCUACCGCUUGCUGCUCCCUUGCUUGCUGCUCCCUUGCCGGCAGCUCCUGCUGCUCUUCCCUUGGCAGCUCACGCUGCUCUCCCCCGGGCGGCUCCUGCUGCCCUCCUGCGUGUGGCCGGGCCCGGUUCCUCGAGUGGUCCUGCUGCACCUCUGGCUGUAGCUCGGCCAUCUCCACUUCUACCAUUUGCUGCCCCCCAGCCGACAGCUCCUGCUGCCCUCUCGCCGGCACCUCCUGUUGCCCUCUCGCCGGCACCUCCUGCUGCCCUCUCGCCGGCACCUCCUGCUGCCCUCUCGCCGGCGCCUCCUGCUGCCCUCCCGCUGGCACCUCCUGCUGCCCUCCCGCUGGCACCUCCUGCUGCCCUCCCGCUGGCACCUCCCGCUGCCCUCCUGCCUGCAGCUCCUGCUGCCCCCCCGCCGGCAGCUCCAGCUGCCCUCCCGCCGGCCACUCCUGCUGCUCUCCCUUCGGCAGUACCUGCUGCUCGCCUGCCGACCGCGCCUGCCGCCCUCUUGCCUGCGGCUCUUGCUGCCCUCUCGCCGGCAGCUCCUGCUCCCCUCUCGCCGGCAGCUCCUGCUCCCCUCUCGCCAGCAGAUGCUGCUCCCCUCUCGCCGGCAGCUCCUGCUGCCCUCCCGCCGGCCGCACUUGCUGCUCCCUUGCUUGUGGCUUCUGGGCCUCCCCCAACAGCCAGUUCUGCUGCCUCCCCUCCUGCCUCGAGGGCUGGGUCCCCGCUGGACUCCAUUGCUGCACUUCCGCCCGAGCUCUCCGUCUCGGUUCCUGCCUUUGGGCCAGGCGAGGCCCGCGCGGAGCUGUGA
Messenger RNA from Closterium sp. NIES-65, 3408 nucleotides. The record is from the annotation of a GenBank genome assembly. Lineage: Eukaryota; Viridiplantae; Streptophyta; Zygnematophyceae; Desmidiales; Closteriaceae.